Molecule: messenger RNA, 1427 nt
Organism: Salpingoeca rosetta
Lineage: Eukaryota; Choanoflagellata; Craspedida; Salpingoecidae
Product: cathepsin D
Exons: 5
Coding region: 150-1307 (385 amino acids)
Biological process (GO): proteolysis
Molecular function (GO): aspartic-type endopeptidase activity
Source: RefSeq, a predicted model, not a curated record
AUGCGUCUUCCAAGGCAAAGUUUGCCUUCCUCCAAAACUCCAGCCAGCGUGCAGUGAGCACGCCGCCGCCGCCGCCGCCACUGGCCGUGCACGGCAUUCAUGCAUUUUUCUUCUCCAACACACCACGCACACCAACCACCACACCCUUGAUGACAAUGGCUCGCACGAUGGCUUUGCUUGCUGUGGCCACGCUGCUGAUGGCGGCGUGCGCUGUGAACGGCCUGCACCGCGUUCCUCUCACGGGCAUGCCCCGCUCCCGUGACACGCUGCGCAACGCCGGCGCCGCUCUGCUGAACAAGUACUCCCUCGGCAACGGCACCAACGUCCCCAUCUACAACUUUGAGGACGCCCAGUACUAUGGCGAGAUUACCAUUGGCACCCCUCCCCAGCGCUUCAAGGUUGUCUUCGACACCGGUUCCUCCAACUUGUGGGUCCCCUCCAAGCAGUGCAAGUCUCUCGCCUGCGACCUGCACCACAAGUACGACUCCUCCCAGUCCUCCACCUACUUCCCCAACGGCACCAAGUUUGCCAUCGAGUACGGCUCUGGCUCCCUGACGGGCUUCCUCUCCGGUGACAAGACAUGCGUCGGCGACCUCUGCGUCGAGAAGCAACUGUUCGCCGAGGCCACAAACGAGCCUGGUAUCACCUUUGUUGCCGCCAAGUUUGACGGCAUCCUGGGUAUGGGCUUUGUCGAGAUCUCCGUGGACCAGGUUGUCCCAUACUGGUACAACCUCGUCAGCGCCGGCAAGGUGGAGAGCAACAUGUACACCUUCUGGCUCAACCGCGUCCAGGGCGCCCCCUCUGGUGGCGAGCUCACCCUCGGUGGCUACGACCCCAAGCACAUGUCUGGCCCCAUCCAGUGGGUUCCUCUCACCCGCGACGGCUACUGGCAGUUUGCCAUGGACUCCCUUUCCGUGAACGGCGACAGCUACUGCAGCAACUGCCAGGCCAUCGCUGACACCGGCACCUCCCUCCUUGCUGGCCCCACGGACGCCAUCAAGAAGCUCAACAAGCAGAUUGGCGCCAUCCCCAUCGCUCAGGGCGAGUACAUGGUGGACUGCAAGAAGAUCCCAACCAUGCCCAACGUCGACAUUGUCCUCAACGGCCAGAAGUUUACGCUGACCCCUCAGCAGUACGUUCUCCAGGUCUCUGCCCAGGGUCAAACUGAGUGCCUCAGCGGCUUCUUCGGCCUCGACGUGCCUCCUCCAGCUGGCCCCCUCUGGAUUCUCGGCGACGUGUUCAUCGGCGCCUACACCACUGUCUUCGACAUGGGCAACAACCGCGUUGGCUUCGCCCCUUCUGCCUAAGCACACACGCUACAACUGUGAAUGCCUCCAUCAGAACCCCGACCCUCUCUCUCCUCUUUCCUUUCCCUUCAUUCACAAACACACCACCAACGAAUAACAACAGAUACAAUGCGAAAUGAG